AUGUUGCAAUCUAAAAGCGGACGACGUCACCAAGGCGCGUAUGGCAUCGUGUAUCAAGAGGAACGAAAUACACAAGGCAUUGCAUCCGACUUCGGGACCAGGUGGGCCUUUCCGAAUGCGCCUGAAGAAGAUAGAAGGCUCUAUGAGACGGAGCGAUAUCAUAAUGGUGAUAUGACCUAUGUUUUCGAUAUUCCCAAGGAGGGCAACUAUGUAAUCAUUUUGAAGUUUUCGGAGGUGUACUUCCAAGGGCCGGGACAAAAGGUCUUCCAUGUGAACAUCAACGAUAUUCCUGUGAAGAGGAACUUGGACAUCUUCCAAGAGGCGGGCGCGACCGGUGCAGCACAUGACAUGUAAGU
Messenger RNA from Cylicostephanus goldi, 356 nucleotides. NCBI's taxonomy places the organism in Eukaryota, Metazoa, Nematoda, Chromadorea, Rhabditida, Strongylidae. The record is from the annotation of a GenBank genome assembly.